AUGCUAACGGAAACGGGACAAACGGCAACGGAUGGUGGCAAAGGGAAUGGGCCCACACCUGCCAUACUAAGCGGGUCAUUGCCAUCUAGAGUAACCUUACCCAAGUAUUUUGGCUAUCUAGAUUUGCACAAUAAUAGCUUAAAAGGUGCUCGUCCUCUUCCUCUCGCUGGAGCUUAUCUGCUGGAUCUGUCGAUGAAUCAGUUUAAUGGUUCUAUUCCUAGUCGCAUCGGUGCGUAUCUUGAAAAUGCAAGGUUCUUAUCCUUGUCGCGGAAUAAUCUCAGCGGAGCGAUUCCAGAUUCUAUUUGCACUCCAUAUUUGCAGGUUCUUGACCUUUCAAAAAAUACGCUGAGCAGUGUCAUUCCUCCUCAUUUAACCAGGAAUUGUUCUUCUCUUAGUGUUCUAGAUUUGGCAGAGAAUCAUCUGGAAGGACCCAUUCCAAGAAACCUUACAAAUUUGCUCGCAAUGGUCAAUGCAUCGCAAAGUAAUCCAGACUAUCUCGAAGAAUACACUUCAAUUGGUGCUACAUAUACAAAUCAGAUUAAAAUUUCCUGGGAAGGUUGGGAUGUUGAAUUUGUGAAAGUUCUUUUCAUUCUUAAAUGUAUUGAUCUUUCAAACAACAACUUAUCUGGGAGCAUUCCUCCCGAAAUGGGAUCUCUUCAAGGCUUGAUAGCCCUUAACCUUUCAAGGAAUGAUCUCAGUGGCCGAAUCCCAAAAACAUUGGGACGCAUGGAUCAGCUAGAGUCUUUGGACCUCUCGCUAAACAGGCUGAAUGUUCUUAAAUCUAUCUUACCCCACGGGGGGCAGUUUCUAACGUUUGGGGAGUCGUCCUACUUGGGCAAUCCUAAGCUAAGUGGGAUUCCAUUUACCAAUGUAACCGUCUGCAACAACUCUUCUGGCUAUGGCAACUGCACAAGUAUUGAGAGAAGUGGUGAAGCAGAGAACUCAGAUGGUGAAAUGAUAGGAUGGGCAAUCGGACUUGGAUUGAGUUAUUGUUUGGGAUUCUCUAUUGUGAUUGGAAUAUCGAUCUUCAAUAAGAGGGAGGCCGAGCUAGGGUUUCGCGGCCCUAGCUCCCAGGCGAUGCUGAUGUGGGUUCGCACGGGGCGGGGAGUGUUGGGUGUCGGGGGAAGACGGAGGAGGAAGGAGUUGCUAGGGCUCGGUGGUGGCUGUGGGGGUGGUCGCCAGGAGGUGGGAGGGUUGAGUGGGGGUGGGGUUUUGUUGUUGCAGCCGAAGCUUUCCCGGGGGUUUGGGGUUUUAGGUGGGCCGAUCCUUGGUGGUGCGAGUGAGGGGAGGGGCCUUGGGUGCUGA
Molecule: messenger RNA, 1305 nt
Organism: Cryptomeria japonica (Japanese cedar)
Lineage: Eukaryota; Viridiplantae; Streptophyta; Pinopsida; Cupressales; Cupressaceae
Product: receptor-like protein 45
Exons: 5
Coding region: 1-1305 (434 amino acids)
Molecular function (GO): protein binding
Source: RefSeq, a predicted model, not a curated record